GUCUGUCAUGAUUUGGCAACACUGAUCCCUGCGCAACUGCCGCAAAUCCAUUUUGUUUUGAUGGUUUCCAAUCCUUCAAACAAGCUACAAUUGAAUGUAAAAUGCGAUAAAAUAAGAAUAGUUGGCAGUUAAAAUGGAAUCAUGGCAAUGAAGUGAUAUACCAGUGUAAGCUUCAUUUAAUGUGCAAAACAAGAUAACGUCUUCGUUAACGUUGAAGAAAAAGUUGGUGAUUAAACGUUGGAUUGAAUAUCGUGACUGAAGUCAGGAAAUGAAUUCCAAAAAGAGUAAAAAGCUCAUUGUAGAUGGUGAUGAAAACUUGGGUUCUGAACCGCCAAAGAAACCGAAAAAAAAAUCUGCUGCGAUACCCAAUGAAAAUGGAAGUGUUACACCGAAGGCUAAGAAAAGAAAAGUAACUGGUUCUGAAGAAGAUGUGUUGCCAGCAAAGAAACUGAAGAAGAAAGUUAUCAGUGAUAAUGAGAAGGCAACAAUCAAUAGUAGUGAGUCGAAACUCAUGGAAUCUGAGGAAAUUGGAGAACCUAGCCAACUAGCCAGUUUUGAAAAUGGGGAGUCUUCUGAAAAACAAAGUUCUAACAAGAGUAUUGUGGAGGAAAAUUUGCAGGCUAUGUUUGCUGAUAUAAAUACACCACCAUCAAAUUCACCCAUUAUCAAAAAAGGAAAAAAAAAAGCCAAAAAGGUAUCCUUGAAAUCAACUGAUGAUUCUGAGCAGAAUGUCGCAGAAGAGGUGGAGAAAGUUAAUUCACCUAAAAGAAAAAAGAAGAAAGUAAAUGAUGACAGUAUACACUUAACUUUUGAGGAAUUAGAAAGCACUUUAAAUAACAAUAAAAAGACUGUUAUGAAGCAUGAAGUGAAUAUAAUUGAUAUAAAGGAUGAAAACGAAAAUGAUGGUAGUGAAAAUGUUGUCACAAUAUCUAUUCAAGAUGUUGAUAAUGUCAGUUCAGAUUGGGAUGACAAUGAUCUACUAAAGCAAUUGGAGAAAAGAAUGGACAAGAAGGUGGAGAGUCCUAAAGGUCGUAAGGCUGCCAUUCCUUCUUGGCCUGAGGAAGAUAUGCAAGAACUCAUGAACAGAAUGGAGUUAUGCAUUCCUGAGAAUGACUAUAAACCUUUCACAAAGAUGAUAGAAGAGUUGGAGUGGGACUCGGUGGCUUUCAAGAAUUACUCUGUAGAUGAUUGCAAAAAUACUUGGUCCUUCAUACAGAAAAAGAUACGAAAGUAUAGGCUAUUGAGAGAAAUGCUCGUAGAUGCCAAAGAGUGGAUCACAAUGCCUAAGUCCAAAAAGAAAUCGGCAAAAGCUAGUAGACAUCCAGAUAUGCCUCGAAGGCCUCUCAGUGUUUAUUUAAUUUACUACCUUAAAAAGAGAGAAGCACUUCAGGCUGAAAAUCCGGGAAUGGAUGCAACGGAAUUAGCUAAAAUUUGUAGCGCUGAAUUCAAGAUAUUGCCACCAGAGAAGAAAGAAAAAUACGAGAAACUUGCACAAAAGAAUAAAGAAGAGUAUGAACAAAAAUUGAAAGAAUUUUAUCUUUUGCACCCAGAAGAGAAACAGGCGAAAGCAUCCAGGGCCAAAGUUGAUAAACCACCAAAGCCAAAACCCGUAAAAGAGAAGCCUUCUCCAAAAUCUUCAAAAUCACCAAAACUGCCUAAAGAAAAACCAAGUCCAAAACCACCAAAAGAGAAACCUCCUCCGAAGCCUAAGGCCCCAAAGAGACCACUCCCACCAUUCCAGUAUUUCUUCCUCUCUGAAUCUGAGAAGGAAAAUGUUGAAGAUAAGGGAUCUUUCAAGGAGGUGUGCAAGGAGAGGUGGAAAAAUAUGCCUGAUGAUAAGAAAAUGGAAUGGAUUAGCUAUGCGGAAGCCGAGAAUUUCAAGUAUGAAGAAGAAAUGAAAGCCUAUAUUAGAGAAAAUCCCGAUUGUGUCAUUCAAAGUUCGCACAAAGCAUUGCUCACCAAGCAGGAACAGCUUGUGAAGGAACGCAUGUCUGGAAAGCCAGCCAAACCGCCUGUCUCUUCUUACAAUCUCUUUGCUAGAACACUACUGCAAACCGAAGAGAUCAAGGGGGUUCCCGUGAGAGAUAGAUUGGUAUUCGUAUCCAAUCAGUGGAAAUACUGCAGUGAAGAAGAGAAGAAACAUUACAAAGAUCUCUUUGAAAAGCAAAAUGAGCAGUAUAAAAUUGACUAUGCUGCAUAUUUGGAAGGGCUACCUGAAGAAGAAAGACAACUUGAAUUGAAAAAGUCUGCCCCAAAGAGACUGAAAUCUGAGGAAGAAAAAACGAAAAAGGAACCAAAAGUUCAGAAAAAGGCCGCGACAAAAAAGGUGGUAGUCAGCAAGGCUACCAAGAGUGUGCCUCCUGAAAAGAAAGUCGAGAAAAAGACUAAAAAAUUACAGGAACCUGAACAACCUCCAAUAUCUCCAUUCAAAUAUUUUGUUACCCAGUAUAAAGGAAGCGAACCAGCAGCCAAUGUUUGGAAAACUUUGACUCCUGCGGAGAAGAAGGUUUAUGAGGCAGAACUAGUUAAGAAAAAGCAAGCCUAUAUUCUUGACUUUGAAAAAUUCCUAAAGAGCAUGACAAAAGAUGAGCUGGAGGCUUUUUCCAGUGCCAGAAGUAAAGUCAAACAGGAACAACAAGAAAAUGAUGAUGAUGAUGAAGAGGAUGAUGGUGAGUUGUUGGUGUAA
Molecule: messenger RNA, 2686 nt
Organism: Leptinotarsa decemlineata (Colorado potato beetle)
Lineage: Eukaryota; Metazoa; Arthropoda; Insecta; Coleoptera; Chrysomelidae
Product: nucleolar transcription factor 1-A-like
Source: RefSeq, a predicted model, not a curated record